This is a messenger RNA of Colletotrichum truncatum, 321 nucleotides long. The record is from RefSeq and is a predicted model, not a curated record. NCBI's taxonomy places the organism in Eukaryota, Fungi, Ascomycota, Sordariomycetes, Glomerellales, Glomerellaceae.
UGGCAAAACCCCCCCUCCAACGAUCGCAAAAACAGAACAAAACAACCAGCUCUCACCGCCCGCGCCGGCUCAUACCUAGAUAACCAACUGUCAAGAUUUGCCGUCCUCCUCAUCAACGCCAUCGCCGUCCUCUCCGAAGAUCGCUUCCUCGCACGCAUCAACCUCUCACCAUCCUCCUACGACCCUGCCUUCGGCCAGAGCACCGAUGCCAGCGUCAAGGCGAAGAUUAUCAACCUGAUUGCGAGCGUGCGCACGCUCAUGAGAAUACCGUUAAUAGCGAUCAACACCCUCAUCAUCCUGUACGAGCUCAUCCUCGGUUAA